Cantharellus anzutake is the source of this 3174-nucleotide messenger RNA. RefSeq names its product argonaute-like protein. The transcript is spliced from 22 exons. The coding region runs from base 214 to 2736 and encodes 840 amino acids. The record is from RefSeq and is a predicted model, not a curated record. Gene Ontology annotation, molecular function: RNA binding; protein binding. NCBI's taxonomy places the organism in Eukaryota, Fungi, Basidiomycota, Agaricomycetes, Cantharellales, Hydnaceae.
GUUCUCUCAUCUCCCUUCCCUCUCCUCAAUCUGUCACUAUGCCCCCAAGAGCUCCUAGGCAGCAACAAGCACCCGUCAUCCCCAUCGUCACUCCGGGUCCACCGGUAACGACCAUUGGUGUACGCCGUGCAGGGUUUGGUACAGCCGGGAGGCCUUUUCGUGUCAAAACUAAUCAUUUCACUGCGGAGAUUCCAUCUGAAAUCAUUUCGCACUAUGAUGGUCUUGAUCCUUCCUUCCGAGAAGGUGUUGCCUGCUCGACUCAAUGUCGAAAUCAUUGCGACGUUGCAGGAGAAGAUCGCACCGCAGGUGUUUACACCUCGUGCCGUCUAUGAUGGACGCAAGAAUUUAUUUGCCGCCCAUACCCUUCCUUUCGGUCAGAUGGCUGAGUUUGAGGUUACCCUUGGGGAUACCAAACACGUUUCUGCCCCUGCGGCCCUUACAGUCCCUCGAGCGGGCUCAGGACCGGGAAAGGGACCCAAGGUAUACAAAGUUCGUCUCAAUAAAGUAGCAGAAAUCAAUCCAGAGACCUUGAGUCGUUUCCUGCAAGGGCAGCAAAGCAACGACAAUUCAGUUUUGACUGCGAUUACGGCUCUUAAUGUCGUCAUCCGUAUGGAGCCUACCAUAAAAUAUCCCUUCAACGUCCGCUCUUUCUUCACUAAUGCGGAAAAGAAAGUCAUUGGGGGUGGUCUUGAGGUUUGGCGUGGUUAUUUCCAAUCCGCCCGUCCCGCUCUCGGGAGGAUGUUGAUCAACAUAGACAUCAGCACUGCCGUUAUGUUUAGGCCAGGGCCACUGAUUAAUGUCUGCUUGGACUUCUUUGGCGGAAAUCAGGACCCUAGGAGACUCAGUUUCAAAUUCGGUCUUCCGGAUCGUGAACGCCUCCGAUUGCAAAGGUUCCUUGCCGGUGUCCGUGUCCUCACGGACCCCACUGGUAAGGGCAAUCCACAGCCUCGAGUUAUCAGGAAAUUAUCUGAUCGCUCUGCAACCGACACGAGGUUUUCACUCCGGGAGGGAGGAAAUAUUACGGUGGCAAACUACUUCAAACAAACGUACAAUAUCACGUUGAAACACCCUGACGCAUUUUGUAUCGAGACGGGCAAUGGGGCCGUGAUACCCAUUGAGCUCUGUAUAAUCCCCGAAGGGCAAUUUAUGCGCCGCCAAGUUCCUCCUGAGAAAACCAAGGAUGUCCUCGAAUUUGCGACUAUGAAACCUGCGGAUCGGCUCGACAGUAUUAAGCGAGGUUUGCAGGUGCUGUCAUACGGACAAUCUGAGUACGUCCGACAAUUCGGACUAGCUGUGAACACCGACUCCACGGGUCCCAUCGAGAUUGCUGGAAGGAUCCUUCCUCCACCGACCUUGAAGUAUGGAGCGGGCAGCAGACAGCAAAAUAUUACACCACGCGAUGGCGCUUGGAACAUGAAGGACACAAAAUUCUACCAACCUUGCGAAGUCAAAGGGUGGACUGUCGUUAUUUUUGAGAGACAGCAGCGGUUCAACGAGUCUGCGUGCAAGGACAUGAUUAUAGGGCUGAAAAAUGCGACACGGGAAGUGGGCAUCGAGGGGAUGCAGUCAGAGCCCCUGAUUCGAUACGCUAAUGGCCAAGGGGAUGUUGGCGGGGCGUUACUCGAAGCGGGAAAAGCAUACCAUGCCGCCAGGGGUGCCUUCCCCGCUCUGAUCAUUGUCGUUUUACCGGAAGGUGCAACUGACAUUUACACCGGUGUCAAACAUUUUGGCGAUAUCGUUGCUGGUGUCGCGACUCAAUGUUUGAAGAGUAGCAAGUGCUACAGAGCUAAGCCUCAAUAUUAUGCGAACGUCUGCUUGAAAAUCAAUGUCAAACUCGGUGGUAUCAACACCAUUCCAGAUCCCAGAUCCGUUCCGUUCCUCACCGAUCAAGCAAACCCCACCCUUGUCCUGGGUGCCGAUGUCAUCCAUCCCGCACCUGGUUCGGCCGGUCGACCUUCCUUUACCAGUCUCGUUGGCAACGUUGAUUCGGAUACAUCCAAGUACAUUGCCAUUACCAAGGUCCAAACCUCACGACAGGAGAUGAUCGAGGAUCUUGAGGAUAUGGCCGCUCAUGUUUUGGGGAAAUAUAUCGGGUACCGCAAAGUGAAGGAGAGGAAGCCUAGUGCCUUUCCGAAACGCAUCAUUUUCUACCGUGACGGUGUGUCAGAAGGACAAUUUAAGACGGUACUCGAGACCGAGGUGCCCCGCAUCAAGGCGGCGUGCCGGAGGCACAACAUCAAUCCGCUUCCAAAGAUCACUGUCAUCGUCGUUGGAAAACGUCACCACGUACGAUUCUUCCCCAUAUCCCAGGAUAAGGGCGAUCGUUCCGGCAAUUGUCCUGCAGGAACUGUCAUCGAUCGCGACGUCACACACCCACUCGAGUUCGACUUCUAUCUCCAGUCGCAUGGUGGACUUCUUGGGACUUCUCGUCCAGCUCACUACAAUGUGCUCUUGGAUGAAAACAGCUUCCAGCCCGACGGACUACAACAACUUUCCUUCGCGCUUUGUCACGUAUAUGCUCGAUCUACCCGUUCAGUUUCUAUUCCGGCACCUGUCUAUUAUGCGGACAUCGUGUGCGCGCGCGCGAAGAAUCAUUAUGAUCCAAAAGCGUCUCUCGAGUUCUCCGAUAGCGUAUCGCAGGUUUCGGGACCUCAGGCUACAACCAGCCUCGAGGCGUUCCGGAAGCAAUUCAAGCCUCUGCACGCCAACACUCAGCUUGCGAUGUAUUUCUCGUAAUCGAUGGCUUGCUAUUGUCCAAUCCACCGUGGUGCAUGCUCGCUUCUGGCAUCUGCCCAAUCAUAGUUCCGCAUGUCAUCUGCAAUCCGUUCGUAUUUAUUUUACCUCUGCAAAACAACAAGCGCACACCAACGAACCGGAUUUGUUUUCGAUUGCGUCAAGAAUACCACCUCAGAAUCUCGGACGGAAUUCCGAGGCGCUCCCAUUCAUCGAAGAAAGUGUCAAACUUUACCGCCAGCUAGUUGCUCACCCCGAAAUGGGGGGCCUUUUUUGGUUGCUCCAUGUCUUCCCUCUUGUCGUCAUGGGAAAUGUCACUUUGUACCACCAAGUUUUUUGAAAUUAAAAUAUAUGUUCUCGUUUAUCUCAGUGGGGCGUUUGGAUCCAUGAAUGCAGUGCACAGCAGACGAUCAGUGUAUUCAAGUAUUCAAACGCAUCACC